GAAAUUCUUUUCUGGACGUUUGACUAUUGAUUUCCCUGCCUGCCUUUUGGAUCAGCAGGUCAGCACUCUUACUGAAUGAAAAGAUGAGGGCUCUAGAUUCUUGGUGUCACCACAGUCUUGCAGCAGCAAGAGGAAUGGCUUUGUAUCAGGCUAAUCCUGCGCCUCUCCCAUGUGAUGCAUGUUCCCAUUGUAGGCGUGUUUUGUGCUGCAACAGUAAUGCUUUAGUGUGGUAUAGUUGGGAGCUCUGCAGACGCCCCAGAGCGCAGAACUACUAAUGUUAACACAGGCUUCCCCGCCCCCUUCCUUCAUAACUUGUGAUCGCAGAGCCAUGAAAGUAUGCGAGUCCCUCCCCCAGAACAGAGCGAUUGCACCCGGCAUAUGAUCAGGGCUCCAUGUCAGCCAGACCAGGCAGCACUGACCUGCCCGAGCGCUGCGCAUAGCCAGAGCAAUGACCUUAACGGAGCAGAGCUUCCAGGGGUCUCCUCCACCCCCUUCUGAGGUGGCCAAGGCAGACAUGGACAACACAGGAGAGAAGGAGAAGGCUGCACAGCCCUCCAUGGCAAGGACCGGAGUGCUGGUGCCCAAGCAGCGAGCAACGGGAAGGCUAAUCAUGCACAGCAUGGCGAUGUUCGGGCGGGAGUUCUGCUAUGCUGUGGAGGCUGCCUUUGUCACGCCGGUGCUGCUCAGUGUAGGGCUGCCCAAGAACCUGUACAGCCUGGUGUGGCUCAUCAGCCCCAUCCUGGGCUUCGUGCUGCAGCCCGUGGUAGGUUCCGCCAGUGAUCACUGCGCCUGCACCUGGGGCAGGAGGCGACCUUACAUUCUGGGUCUAGGCAUCAUAAUGCUGGUAGGCAUGGCUUUGUACCUCAAUGGGGACGAGAUGAUCUCAGCUUUCAUCAGUGAGAGAGACAAGCAGCAGACAUGGGCAAUAGUCAUUACCAUGCUGGGAGUAGUGCUUUUUGAUUUUGCAGCUGACUUUAUUGAUGGCCCCAUCAAAGCAUAUUUAUUUGAUGUCUGCUCUCAUCAGGAUAAAGAGAAGGGUCUGCAUUACCAUGCCCUCUUUACAGGCUUAGGAGGAGCGCUGGGUUACCUGACAGGUGCUGUGGAUUGGGGUGAAACUGUACUAGGAUAUUCCUUGACAUCAGAAUUCCAGGUGAUUUUCCUCUUGUCAGCCUUGGUUUUCCUCAUCUGCCUUAUUGUACAUCUACGCAGUAUUCCUGAAGUCCCACUCAGAUAUGGCAACGAAGAGAGAAAGCUUUUGUUGGAAGUGACAGAGCCCUAUAAGUACAGCUCCAUAGCAGAAAUCAAGAAUGGAUACUUUGCAUGUACUGACUUAAAUGCUACGAGUAAGCCAAAGAAAGGUACUGACACAUCGUGUACAGAGGCUCAAAGGCGGAUGACACUUAAAUCACUCCUGAAGACUCUUUUAAGCAUGCCAUCCCACUAUCGUUGUCUGUGUGUGAGCCACCUCUUUGGAUGGAUGGCUUUCCUGUCCAACAUGCUCUUCUUCACGGAUUUCAUGGGACAGGUGGUGUACCAGGGCAGUCCUUAUGCUUCUCAUAAUUCCACACUUUACCAUACCUACAGAAGAGGAGUGGAGGUUGGAUGCUGGGGGCUGUGCAUCAAUGCGAUUGCAUCCUCAGCCUAUUCUUACCUGCAGAAAGUCCUUCUGCCAUACAUAGGAUUAAAGGGACUUUAUUUCAUUGGAUACCUACUUUUUGGAUUAGGCACUGGAUUGAUUGGCUUGUUUCCCAAUGUCUAUUCCACUUUGGUUCUAUGUUCGCUUUUUGGAGUCAUGUCCAGCACAUUGUACACAGUGCCAUUCCAACUCAUUGCGGAGUAUCACAAAGAAGAAGAGGACCUGAAUCUGCAGCAAAAAGAACAAGGCACGGAGCACGCAAGAGGCAAGGGCAUUGACUGUGCUGCCCUCACCUGCAUGGUCCAGCUGGCACAGAUCAUUCUUGGUGUGGGCCUAGGGCUCUUGGUCAGUGUUGCUGGCAGUGGAGUCACUGUGAUUUCAGCAUCAAUGGUGGCGCUGAUUGGCUGCUGUUUUGUUGCUUUUUGUGUUCGAUAUGUGGGGUAAGACUGUGUGAAACUAUUGGAAGGAAAUACCCCCAGAAGGUCAGCAGCACUGGUGCUGUUGCCACGCUGAUACUGCUGGCACAUCCUCCUCUCUUACCUGCUUGGAGCAGCUGCUAUUACAGAGCAUCACUUAACCACAAAGCGAAGACUUGGUGAAAUUGGUUGCCUAAUGCCUCAGGUAGAAAGCUUCUCCAUUCUGACUGCUUUAUUACUGCCUCCCUUCUGACCUCAGUGCAUGAACACACUAUUACACUUGAAGACACACCUGCCUGUGGUAUCUUGAUGAUGAUCAAGAUCUCUCUUGACAUCAGCAUCUCCUCAAUGACAUGAGGAAUCACUGGGAAACUCAUUAUCAGUUUGUGGAAGUGAAUAGAUGAAGCAUGUGAUAAAUUGAAGAAGUAAUGAACAUGAACAGAGCAAGGAUUUUUUUUCUCUCUUAUUUUUCAGUUAUCUUAGCUUUGGGGAUAUUCCUUCUGGUGGUCAAAAGCUGCAGGAGCAUCAAGCAGAUUUCAGAAGUCAUGUGCCAUCCCGUUGUAUGAUUAGUAUGUAGGUCACUCCGAAAGUAAUGCCUCCUAUUUAUUUCCAUGGAAGCUACAACAGACACAGAGAGCACAGUAACACUAUUUGAUAGAGCAAAUUCUCAUCUACAAAAUGCCACCAUUAGCUAUGUAUUUUUGCCAGUGAUGAAAAAAGGCCUGCAUUUGCCAGAGGAGAUGACCCACUGUCACACCACCCACCACCGUGCUGAUAUCCCCUGUUUGGUCUCCCUAAACAUUCAGCAAGUGUUGAUGUAUGUCACUGGGUGCCAUUAUUUUUUCACGUGGAAGAAUACAGUUCCAUGCCUUUGCUUCAUCUGCACUUCCAUUUCAGAUGUCAUUUUGUCAAACUGCCCCUCUGCUGCCAUCUGUUGCACAGCAAUUAAAUGUAACGGGAUAUUGGUGGGAAGGUUCACCCUCUGGUGCCAUAUCAGCAACCCCCCCUCUGAUGUUGUGAGCCAACGCAAUAAAAUAGAAGGCAUUACUUUUGAAGCAGCCCUCAUGCUAUUGUUAAAGGGGAUAAGUCACCUCCCUGCUGCCAUAAAAUCCUAUUUGGGUAUGGAAGGUGGCUGGAGUGUAAAAAAAAUUGAAGCUUAUUGUUUGAAAGUAUAUCUGUAAAGUAAUUGUUUUAUAGUGUAUCCUGCUGCUUGUGUAUAAUUGAAAUGACAGCCCUGACUGAGCUUGUCAUGAAAGUCUGCCUAGGGCUGCUCUGCAAAUCUGUGUUUAGGCACCUGGACAAUCGUCUACAGGAAACAUCUGCCAUUUCUUCACUCUCAGAACUCUAGCCUCAUGACUUCAUUUAUAAAUGAAAAAAUAAACUCAGCCAAAAAAUAACUGCAUUUGUGGUGAUAUACCACUCAAAUCUUGACAUUGAAUAUUACAGUAUUCAACUUAAUACAGUAUCUUAUUUCUCUAUUUUCCAUGCAUACCUAUAGCUUUGACUGAUUUAUUUUUGUUCUUUACAGACUACUGUAAAUUAAUUAAAUUUUGAAAAGACUAUCAUGAAUGAAUGUACAGGGAUCCCUCUAACUUCUACCGUAAAUCCUGAAGUCUACUUAUUUGUAUUUAAUUGAGUACUGAACUUCAUUCCAAUGAUAUUUCUAAGUCCUGUGUCUGUGAAAACUGAGUCUGGAGAUCGUCAUACCCAUUUGCUAUAUCCCAUGAAUACAUCUACUAAAGCAAUAUUGUUAAUGAACAGCAAUACAGGGAAAAAAUCUUGCCAGCUAUGUUUUUUUGUUGUUGUUGUUUUUUUGAAACACAUGUUGCACAUGUAUGAUCAACACCAUCAUCUCAGAGUUGAUCAGCUGUUAGAGUAGGCACACAUGGCGUAAACAGGCACCACUACAUACAAAUGGUUGGAUUUGAGGGAGAGAAGCCUUUGCGCAGGUGCACCAAGUUCAGCCUUGGUGCUGUGGGGUGUGGGGUGAAUCACCCAGGAAUUCACCCAGAAGUGGGGUGAAUCAUUUAUUCUCAGGAAAAAAGACAAACAAUUAUUCUUGCAUAAACUUAUAAAAAUUACGUAUAAUAUAUAUUUACAUAUAUAUAAUAUAUAUAAUAACAACCUUGUGGAAGCGUCAGCUGCAUUUUCUUGGUGGUUGCAUUUCCACUGUAGGCCCCAAAUGGGGCUCAGUUCAUGGCAGACCUUGCUUUUCUUCACAGCUCCCUCAUCCUGCCUUGUGAAAAACCUGUGGUUCAUGGCUUCUUCUUCCUUGGGGUUCUUCAUUAAUCCCUCUCAUGUUAUACUCAUGGAGUAGAAGAGAUUGCAAGAGUGAGGACUGGGGCUGUGCUCGAAACAUUCUGUGGGUAUUUUGUGGGUACUGGGAUGACUGGAACACAAGGGCUCAACCAGGACAAAAAACUGGAGAAGGACAGAAUAUGAAGGAUGGUUCUAAUCUCAAUUCAUUUAUUGCCAUCAUUAUGUUCCCUUGAUGCAGUAUAUGCAAGGAGGAGGAAAUUUUAAAGGAAGAACAAGGCUGAAAACAGGGAAAGGUGGAGAUGGUCAGGAUUACCAGACUCAAAAGCAGCCAUGUAGGCCUGUACUCCAAGAGCUGAAGAUGGGUUACUAUAUAAAGCUCAAUUUCUAGUAUGGGGCUGGGAAAAGGACAACACUUACUUAUGUCUUCGUCAGUAUUUUCUCUGAGGCUUAGUGCUAUCAGAACAUAGAAAUUCAAAUAGUUGUUGCUAACUCUACUUUCAUACGAAGAGAAAGCUGGCAUUGAUUCAGAUCCACCGAGUGACUGAGAUCUGUAGCAACAUCAAAAUUGUGAACCUGGAAAAAGAAGGGAGAUGUCGUUAACUUAUAUACCAAUGCUUUUCUUUACAAAUCUGCUCAGAGAAUACUGUUCCAAGCAUUCAUGUCAGCAUUCUCAUUAUCUUUCCUUUUAAAAUGAAUUACAAUCUAUAGAACUCACAACAGAAUAGAUUCAGUUUUUCUUUGAAAUUCUUCCUAUAUAUGAUUCUAAGACUUAAAUUUAAUGUCCAUCUGAAUGUGUCUUUGUCAAGAAGCAAGCAAACAACAUAAAAGUACAAUUUGAAAAAGUAUUUAAAAUUGAAGAUGUAUGAAGGUGCUCAUUCUGAAGCCAAAAAUACAUUUCAGAUGUCACUGAAAAUAAUCUAAAAUGUUACUAGUUCACGAGAAGGGAGAAAACAGGUAUUUCUUUCAGCACUUGAAAUAUUUUACAGGCACUGAAGAACGUCACUGUGGUGCUAUUAAUUUAAGAAGUUCUACAUUUCUGCCUCUUUCUAUAUUAGUUCAGGACUUGAACUGACUUAUCAGUAUAUUCAGUUAUGCAUUUAAUAUCAGCUUUUAUUGCAAUAACAUGAUUUUCAAAGUUAGAAGGACUGGGUCUGAUCUUUCUCAUGUAGUUUUGCUUCCAUAUGCAUACAAUCAAAUAAAGAUCCAUGUUUUGUUUAGGCAAAUGAUACAUCUAGAUGAAGAUGCAGAUGUUUUGCAAUAAUCAAUCCCUCCUCCUUCCCACUUUAACAGAACUAGUUGUGGUUAGUGAAAUGAGGCAGGAAACAAGUAUGCCAUCUCCCUAACUCUUUCCUUUUGCUUUUUCUUAACAAUGCCUGUCAUUUAUUUCCAUUUAAUGAACUGGCUUGUAACUUAAUUGAAAUGUUAGUGGAAGUUUUCUCUUUUCAGAGUAACUACAGUAUUAGUAAUGUCACAGUUGCUUUCUUUCUCCCCCUGUUUUCAUCUUUUCACAGUGAUUUCAAUAGAACUCUUUGACUUCUGAACUAGCAAACAAGGGAGCUUGUGGGUGACAUUUUCUCAAUCAUGAAUCAUUAAUAUCUUUGCUUGGUAAAAUUCACAGUUUCAGCAUUGGUACUGGCAAGUUGUUACCAUUCCCCGCAGUAUGUCAAAAGACAGGGAGAAAGCAAUGUGACUAGGUGUGGCAGUGAUUACUUUUGAUAUUUCUGGACUAAAAAAUGGUUGCUUCAUGCAGGAAGAAGCUGGAAGCAUCUGUGAUAAAAUGUGUUCAAAUUAUUUAUGUCAUGAUAAAACUGCACAAACAUUAUGUACAAUCCUUUUCUCUGUAAGUUUCCAGCAUUCAUUCUCUAUCUGCUCCUUCUUUGUUCAUUUAAGCAGUGUUUGAAUCUACUUGUGCAAAAGUAAACUCUGAAAAACA
Messenger RNA from Numida meleagris (helmeted guineafowl), 6244 nucleotides. It is a transcript of the gene SLC45A2, whose product is annotated as solute carrier family 45 member 2. The transcript is spliced from 7 exons. NCBI's taxonomy places the organism in Eukaryota, Metazoa, Chordata, Aves, Galliformes, Numididae. Gene Ontology annotation, molecular function: sucrose:proton symporter activity. Gene Ontology annotation, cellular component: membrane. Bases 449 to 2080 code for a protein of 543 amino acids. Gene Ontology annotation, biological process: transmembrane transport. The record is from RefSeq and is a predicted model, not a curated record.